Molecule: messenger RNA, 504 nt
Organism: Fusarium venenatum
Lineage: Eukaryota; Fungi; Ascomycota; Sordariomycetes; Hypocreales; Nectriaceae
Source: RefSeq, a predicted model, not a curated record
AUGCGCGUAAGAGACAAGAGAGCCUAUGGGUGGUUUGAAGCCAUUCAACAAGACGUACGUCUGGAAACGUAUCAAACCGAAUACUUUGUCCAACUUCCCAAUCAGUUGGCAAUCAACUUGGACGAGGAAUCGUCAGAAAAACAUGACCGUAUGGUAGAACGCGUUGGCCAGCAGGUGAUGUCCCUCUGCCUCCUCAAUCACAACCCAGACCUUCAGACCCAAUGGACUGCUCGUUACGACGAUUUAGAUGAGCACCGUGAGGCUUUGUAUCUCAUCAUAAUCCGCUACGCUACCGCUGAUCCUGGCAUCUCACUCAGCUUCGCAGACGAGCUCAUGACAGACAUACUAACCAUGCUCGCACCGGGUCUUAACGAGACGGACUCUAGUGUCCAGCACUUCUUCUGCAAUAUUGCCGCCUACAAAGACUUCACUGGAAUGACCGCCAUAUGUGGCCAAAUGACAACUGGAGACAUUAUUAGAAGGGGCAAGUGGAACUACAGGUAG